GGGCAAUGGGUACAAUUUGAUCCGAUGGUACAUUAUUAUUAUGAUGAACAAGGACAAUAUCACUACUAUGAUCCAAACACUGGCCAGGAAUAUGAUUAUACUCAAUACGCGUAUCAAAAUAAUUACGAUCCACAACAGCAAUAUGAUAACACUUCCUCUGGCGCUCAACCGGAAAAUAAUCAAUCAGCAGGUUCAACUUCUACUCCGGAUUUCUACAAUCUCACUGGAUCUCGUACAGCUACUCCUCAACUUCCUGUGGAAUCAACAAUCAUUUGUCUCAAUCCUUCCUGUCAAUCAGUGAAUAAAGCAACGUCCAAAUUCUGUGAAGAGUGUGGGACACCUUUUAUUACCAAUGGAUCUCGGGCACAAACACCUGCAAUUCCAACAGUACCAACAUCACCACCAGCCGUAGUAUCAGCAGCAUCAACAUCUACAAUGUAUGACCCAUCUUCUUAUCAACCAACAACACAACCCCCUGUGGACCAAGAUCCUCUACAACGAUACAAGAGACGACCUCUGGUUCGGUUUGGCUUUGGUGGAAAACUCUGCGUCAUGUUUCCACAAACGAUACAUCAGCAAUAUGGUGGUGGUUAUGAUAUCGGAAUGUCGGCCAAGAAAACAUCAAGUACAAUUCAAAUAAAAAACAUAUCGGAAAUAUUAGAUGGUACCUCUACACAGAUGGCAUGUUUACAAUCAUUUAUUGGACCCGUACUAUCAGACCCUGAUUAUUCGGUGAAGAACAAGAAGAAACAAGUUAUUACAUACAUGAACAACCGGAUUACAGAGCUUGAAACAUCAUCUACAAUGACUAACUCCACAUUAGAUGUUGGGACACGAUUAUUGUUAUGGAAACUGGUGAAAUUUAUGAUUGAACAUGAUGGAUCUAUUGGUGACAGUGAUGAAUCGAAUAAAGCACUUUUGGAUUUGUUACAGCCUCAAACAAAGUUAACAACAGCAGAUAUGAACAACUUUAGUGUGCCAGCCUAUGGUAAUAUUAUACAAAAUCAAGAGGAUCAGCAAGGACAAGAUUUAUCAGAAAUUACUUUGGAUAAAUUACAAGAUUACUUAGCUCGAGGGGAUCGACGAGGUGCUGUUGCUUAUGCUAUGCAACAAGAUUUAUGGUCUCAUGCGCUCAUCAUCAGUAGCUGUGUGGAUAGAGAACUAUGGCAAGCAGUGGUUCGUGGAUUUUCACAACGUGAAUUGGCAGUGACAGCAAACUCCAAACAAGAACGAAUUCAUCAUCAUAUGGAAGGCAAUCGUCAAGGACUUCGGGUACUUUAUGCACUAUUUUCAGGCAUGGGAGCAUCAUCAAGUAAGUAUAAAAUUGCAAAAAAAAAAAAAAAAAAAAAAAAAAAAGUACAUAGUCCUCUUCAAAUAGGUCAAUUAGACAAAUGGCAAGAAACACUUGGAUUGAUUCUCGCCAAUCGAACAACAAAGGAUUUUGAAGCUAUUACUGCGCUCGGUGAUAUUAUGAAAAAUCAUGGAUGGUUAAAUGCUGCUCAUAUUUGUUAUCUUUUAUCACCACAAUCAUCACUUCUAUCUGGGUCGGAUACACCUUAUGUACGAUAUACACUUCUUGGAACAAUGGAUGAACAAAAAGCGUUGAUGGAUGUGGAUAGUUAUUUAUUGACAGAGCUUGCGGAAUUUGCAAUUUCUCUUCGACCAGGUAUUGGCAACAGUAAAUGUCUUCCGCACUUACAAGGCUACAAACUGAUGCAUGCAUGGUGGCUGGUGGACAUUGGACUUGUGAAAGAAGCUAGUAGAUAUUGUUCGGCUAUCAAUCAAUGUAUCAAAGAUUAUACCAAAGAAAGUCCUUAUUUACAUCAACAUCUAGUGGCAAAGGUGAAAGAACUGACCGAUCUUUGUAACGAAUACCAUGGAAAUAGAAGCAUAGGGUAA
Molecule: messenger RNA, 1899 nt
Organism: Halteromyces radiatus
Lineage: Eukaryota; Fungi; Mucoromycota; Mucoromycetes; Mucorales; Cunninghamellaceae
Product: Sec23-binding domain of Sec16-domain-containing protein
Exons: 7
Biological process (GO): autophagy; COPII vesicle coat assembly; Golgi organization
Cellular component (GO): ER to Golgi transport vesicle membrane; endoplasmic reticulum exit site
Source: RefSeq, a predicted model, not a curated record